AUGGCUAACAGGAGGAGGAGGAACACCGCUGGAGCUGAUGACAUAGCUCAGGCGAUCCAUCGUAUGGUGGACGCGAUGCAGCCCAUAGCUGCGCCACCCAGAGCUGUAGUGGCACCUACUCGGCCAAUAGCCAUGGAGGAUUUCAUGAAACACCGGCCGGCCAAGUUCUCUGGCAAGGCCACUCCUGACGAGGCAGAUGCUUGGAUGCGGGAGUGUGAGAAGAUCUGUAGAGUGCUGGGAUGCACAGAUGAGCAGAGGUUGCUAUUUGUCACGUUUCUCCUGGUGGCAGACGCGGAGUAUUGGUGGCAGGGGAUGCAGCAGUUGAUGCAGACCCGAGGGGAGCAAGUGACGUGGACUGCCUUCAGGACGAGGUUCCUGGAGAAGUACUUUCCCGACAGUGCGAGGCACGAACGGGAGGCAGAGUUCCUUACUCUUCAGCAAGGGACUAUGACUGUGGCGGCAUAUAUAGAGAGGUUCGAAUACCUGGCUCGUUUCUACACUCCAGAGGUUACUGAGGAGUGGAGGUGUAGGAGGUUCGAGGGCGGAUUGAAACAUGAGAUACGCCGCUUCAUUGUGCCAAAAAUAAGCAUAAUAUGCACCAUGUAUAACAAUCAUAACAACAUCUAA
Molecule: messenger RNA, 627 nt
Organism: Vigna unguiculata (cowpea)
Lineage: Eukaryota; Viridiplantae; Streptophyta; Magnoliopsida; Fabales; Fabaceae
Source: RefSeq, a predicted model, not a curated record